GGCGGUCCCUUUAAGGAGGAGGUCACAUAGGAAGCAGCGUGACCGCUCGCCUGGUUAGGAAGUAACUCGGUGGUCUUUUCAUCCCCCCUCACACAGGACAGUCCGCAGAUUGGGCAGGUGGACUGCGUGUCCAGUUUAUAGUGACGUCCAUGUGUGUUUGGGAGGGGCAGCCCGCGCGUGCAGAUACUUCGCGUUUUCUUUUUUUUUUUUUAAGGUAAAGAGAGUUCGGGAAGCUUACGGACGUUUGCUCACGGGAACUUUUCAAGCUAACGGGUGCACGUCCGGCGAAGUGACCAGGGGCGCGAUGGCAACCUGGCGCCCCCGUAAACUGGCAUGACCACCACGACAGCCAAGACCUGGCGGCUUCAUACGGUUUAGGCUACUGUAGAUCGUCCGACGGACACCCAGUGCAUGGACUCCCACUAACCGAAACGGGCAGACGGAUUGUCCAGGUACACGCGACGCGACUUCUCCAAGGCGGAACGCGGAAGGCGAACGAGAAAAAGCAAACUGGGAAAUCAAGCGAGAGGAGAAGCAUGCGCCUUAAAAACACUGGGGGCAGUCGACACCGGACGGACGGGUGAUAGUCAUGUGAAGGAGGGCGUCGGACUAAGCAGCCCAUUCGAACACCAUGACCCGCUGGGGCGGCUGCGCGUUGCUUCUUCUGUUGCUGCUAGGGUCCGCCACCUGCUCGGGACGGGGUCUCGCUGGAGCAGCGCCGGAUUGGAGCGCACGGGACAACGACACGGAGUGCCGAAAUGUGAUGAAGUGUAAUGCCUCGGAGCAGUGCUGGUUUGUGAAGCACAUGAAGGACUGCAAGAACAAUGAUGGCUUCAUUGACUACCUGCAGGGGGCGUUCUGCACCUUCCCCCACCACCUUCUUCCACUGGCAGUGAUUCUCUAUAUCUGCUGGCUGCUCUUGCUGUUUUUGAUGCUUGGAGUGACCGCGUCCAACUUCUUCUGUCCCAAUCUGGCAGCCAUCUCCAGUAGCCUGAAGCUGACCCACAAUGUUGCUGGAGUAACCUUCCUCGCAUUUGGAAAUGGAGCCCCCGAUUUAUUUAGUGCAGUGGCGGCCUUCUCAGAUCCCCGGACGGCAGGACUGGCCAUAGGAGCGCUUUUUGGUGCAGGAAUUUUUGUUACUACUGUUGUGGCUGGUGGAGUUGCUCUUAUGAAGCCCUUCACCAUGGCUUCCAGACCGUUCCUGCGUGACGUCAUCUUCUACAUGGUGGCUGUGUUCUGGACCUUUUUCAUUCUUUACACUGGGAAGAUUAACCUGGGUGAAUCUCUAGGUUACAUCGCCCUCUACAUCCUGUACGUCUUCACAGUGAUAAUCAGCACGGUGAUAUACAAUCGACAGAAGAACCUGGUCCACACCCCACUUCAGAGAGGCUCCCCAGAGUCAGAUUUGCUGCAGGACUCAGAAGACUCGGGAAUCCUGUCCUCAAAUGGAACCAUUCAGGACUAUGAAAAUGAGUACCAGCCACUGCUGCCUUACACAGAGUCCACAGUUCAAAGCUUUCUGAGCUCCAUUAACCCUCUGGACAUUCGGAAAUGGCGGAGAAGGAGAUGGUACCAGAAAGUCAUUAAGGUGAUCAAGUUGCCGAUGGAGUUCAUCCUGCUGCUUACAGUGCCAGUGGUUGAUCCAGACAAGGAGGAUCACAACUGGAAGCGGCCUCUGAAUUGUGUCCACUUGAUCACCGGGCCACUGACCUGCAUUAUGACCUUCAAAGCGGGCACAUAUGGACUCUACCGUAUCUCAGGGGACCUUCCUCUGUGGGUCCUCGUCCUACUUGUUGGGCUUUUCCUGGCGGGCAUUGUGUUCUUCACCACCACCAACCAGGAGCCUCCAAAGUAUCAUUUUGUGUUUUCGUUACUGGGCUUCCUGGUCAGCGCCAUGUGGAUCAGCACAGCAGCUACAGAGGUGGUGAACCUCCUGCAGACAUUUGGUGUGAUCUUCAAGUUGAGCAAUACUGUUUUGGGCCUGACGCUUCUGGCCUGGGGGAACAGCAUUGGAGAUUGCUUUUCUGACAUCACCAUAGCACGGCAGGGUUAUCCACGAAUGGCUAUAGCAGCCUGCUUUGGCGGAAUAAUCUUCAAUAUGUUGCUUGGAGUCGGCAUCGGGUGCUUGCUGCAGAUGCCUGGCAGUGCAAAUGUGGUCAAGCUCCAACCAGAAGGUCUCCUCGUCUGGAUUCUGGCUGGCGCCUUGGGUCUCAGUUUGGUUUUCUCCUUCAUUCUCGUGCCGGCACAGUGCUUUCACGUCAAUCAAGCGUAUGGUAUCUUCCUGCUUAUCUACUACAUGAUUUUCCUGCUUGUGGCGCUCCUUACAGAAUUCAAUAUCAUCCACUAGCAAAGACCCUGAUCUCCCGAUUUGCCUUGCCUUUUUCUUCAGAGGGAUGCAAGAGGCCUUGCCUUCUCUUUCAUACAUGGGGCGUUCCCUUCACACUGCCCAUAUACACAAUAGAUGAGGUCAGGAAACUCUAACAGGGUCUGAGAACUUGCAGGGAUAAUUCAGCCAAUUCGCUGUGAGAACUUGCAGGGAUAAUUCAGCCAAUUCGCUGGAGUUUUAUUAUCUCCAUUGGGAGAUGAAAGCAGCCUUCAGAUGUGGAGACUUCUAGAAGCGGCUCACCCAAUGACAUGUGGUGUGAGAGGGAAUGUCGAUCCCGCAUCUAUUUAUUCGGAUUUCUUUCUUUUUAUUUUUAAUAUGCACAUUUAGUUACACAAGUUGCAAGUGUGCAGGUACCCAAGAGGAUGUUAUUUUGGACAUUUUUAAAUGUUUUAAUCUAUUCAACUGUGAUAAAGUCAUUCAGAAGUAUGAUAUGUGGAAAAAUAUCCAUGGAUCUGUUUUUUUUUCUUUUUUUACUUUUUAUCAACACAGAGACACUUUUGAAUCUUUUAAUUGGAUAUUUACUUUAUAAAAGUGAAGCUCUGCUGUAUUUUGAGAUGGAAGGCUGUAACAUCAACUAGGAAAUAUAACCGCGGAAUUUAAAUUUAAAAACUGCCUAACCAACAACCUACCGGACUGUUUUACUGGAAAUGUGACUGUUAUAGUCAAAGCCAGUCGGGCAUUUAUUUUAAAAUUUUUCGGAAUGUGAUUUUAA
This is a messenger RNA of Erpetoichthys calabaricus (reedfish), 3098 nucleotides long. RefSeq names its product solute carrier family 8 member B1 (gene slc8b1). Lineage: Eukaryota; Metazoa; Chordata; Cladistia; Polypteriformes; Polypteridae. Gene Ontology annotation, biological process: calcium export from the mitochondrion; intracellular calcium ion homeostasis. Bases 632 to 2347 code for a protein of 571 amino acids. The transcript is spliced from 15 exons. Gene Ontology annotation, molecular function: calcium:sodium antiporter activity. Gene Ontology annotation, cellular component: membrane. The record is from RefSeq and is a predicted model, not a curated record.